AUGAACAGUUGCAGCAGGUAGAGAUGGCUCUGGUGAUAUUAGUUAUAGAAGAAAUGAGCUUUGUUUCACCCUUUUGGCAUGCAGUGUUUUCAACCCUCACGAAAAGGUAUCCGAUGGCCUCAUCGAUUAUUAACCAGGACUGUCAGAACUCAAGCCUUCACAUGCCCAGCUGCACACAGAUCAGAGAAUUUUUCCAAACUCCAGCUCAGCCACAGCAACACAUUUGUAGUUUCCUACUCCCAAUCUUCAAAACCUUAAAACCUGGUGUACAUGAACAACACUUUAUCAAAUCAUGAGCCUAAGGACGGUGUCUCACGGGGACCUUCAGAAUCUGUCUCUGUCAAAACUGCCAGCUUCAGACAACAGUAUGUUCAAGUCCUACUCGGUCAGCAGCAAUAUUGGAGGCCGAUUUGAAAAGGAGAGUUUGGAGGAGAUCAAGGUGGUGUCUAAACCUUUUCAUCCCCCUCGGAGGCCUGUGAGAGCGGUGAGGCCGGUGAGUGCUCUCAGUGUCAGUGGCUCCUUCCUCCAGAUUAACCACCUGCAAGGAGAGCUGGUACGCAAAAGAAAGGAAUGUGAGGACCUAAAGAAGGAAAACAAGUACCUAUCCAAUGAAAUUCACAUGGAGAGGAUCAUGAUGAGAACUGAGAGUGAGCUUACCAUGAGGAACCUUAGAAACCUCAACCAGGAACUUCAGGCCGAGGUUAAAGAGUUAAAGCAGAAGCUGCAUCUGAACCAGCAGAGGGCGACACUGUGCUCCAGGGCAGCUGAGGAGGCAGACAAGUCACGAAGUGAGGCAGAAAAGAAUCAAACACGGGCAGAGGCUCGGGCACUAGAAAGCAAAGGAGAGAGAGAUGCAGCACUGGCUGAUAAACUGCAAGUCAGUGAAGAGCUGCAAAAUUUGAUUAAGGAGCACAAAAACACACAGCUGCUUCUGGCCCAGACUGAAAAAAAUUACUUUGAGGCCAUGUUGAAACUGGAGAGGGUGUCUGGAGAGAAACAGUUUCUCCUCAAGGAAAACAAGGGUUUGGAGGAUGAGAAGAACUCUCUACGGCAGAAAAUUAAAGAGCUGAUUGAUGAAAAUGCAACACUCAAAGAAAAGUAA
This is a messenger RNA of Clarias gariepinus (North African catfish), 1102 nucleotides long. RefSeq names its product cytadherence high molecular weight protein 2-like. The transcript has 4 exons. The record is from RefSeq and is a predicted model, not a curated record. Lineage: Eukaryota; Metazoa; Chordata; Actinopteri; Siluriformes; Clariidae. The coding region runs from base 293 to 1102 and encodes 269 amino acids.